UGGCGUGACCUCAUUGUUCGCGUCACUUCCGGCUCGGUGCUGCAUGAUGGCGGUGUCCAUGACAGAUCUGGCACAUUGACUCUGUGUGGAGGUGUGCAGUUCAUCCUCUGUUUAAAACCUCACCGGGGGGCAUUUAUCAGCCGAUGAGCUCGAACCGAAGCAGUCCUCGCUGAGUGUGUGCUGAAGAGAAUCGCAGAUCAUGGCGCUCCACAGACUGUCCUUCAGACUACGGCAGACGGCAACACAUGUAAGGUCCCUUCAUACCAGUGGAUGUAGGCAGCAUCAGGAGGCUGUAGCUGCAGAGUCAGAACCUGAGCCCCUCUCAGUUUUCAGAGCUCAGGAGAAUGAUCCAGCAUGUCAGUCUGAGAAACAUUUCGGGCAGUAUUACACACUGCCCUCUGCACACGUCCGCACAGUGUUCCCUCACGGACUCCCCUCGCGGUAUAAACAACAGGUGAAGACGUUUAAUGAAGCCUGUAUGAUGGUGAGGCCACCAGCUCUAGAGGUCAUCUCUUCCCUGAAGAAAACAGACAACAGCAAACCUGCUGUGCGAUAUUUAUUCUAUGGGUUGAAGGGCAGUGGGAAGACGAUGUCUCUCUGUCACACAGUCCACUUCUGCUAUACACAGGGAUGGCUGGUGCUGCAUGUUCCUGACGCUCACCUCUGGGUGAAGAACUGUAAAGAGCUACUGCCCUCAUCCUUUAACACCUCUCGCUAUGAUCAGCCAUCACAAGCCACCGAAUGGUUACGCAACUUCAGAAUCACCAAUGAGUCCUUCCUUUCAAAGAUAAAGACAAAGCAGCGCUAUGUGUGGACAAAGAGAGAGUCAACUGAGGAGGGAAGUACCCUAGGAGAGCUGGUGGAUCAGGGUAUCACUCGUGUGAAGACCAGCAGCGAUGUGGUGGGGGCGGUGAUGAAGGAGCUGAGGCUGCAAAGCGGGCAGCCGGAGUCAGACUUCCGCCUGGCCGUGGCUGUGGAUGGUGUCAACGCCCUGUGGGGAAGAUCCACCAUCAGGAAGCAGAAUAAUACUGCCGUGGACCCAGAGGAGCUCACUUUGGUUUAUAACCUGAGGAAGCUGAUUAAGAACGACUGGACUGGAGGUGCCAUUAUCACCACUCUGGCUCAGACGGGGGCUGUCUACACUUCAAAAUAUUCCUACUUGCCUCAAGAGCUGCUGGGAGAGAAGGGGUUUGACAGCAUGGACCCAUUCAUCCCGGUGUCUGUGCCCAACUACAGCGAGAAGGAGUUUGAGAGCUGUUACCUCUACUAUAUGGACCGCCACUGGCUGCAGCAUCCACAGAGUCGAACAGAGGACGGAAAGAAAGAACUCAUCUUUCUGAGCAACAGAAAUCCAUCAAUGUUGGACAGAAUUUGUGGCUUCCUUUGAAGUUACAUGAAGACUCAAAUCACACACACAAAUAUCAGUGUACUAAAAAAUACAAAAACAUACAAACGCCCAUGUCUAUAUGUCCCCCUCUGUAAUUUAUGAUGCAUGUGUGUCACUUUGAUAAUAAAAUGUUGAAUAAAGUAA
Messenger RNA from Morone saxatilis (striped sea-bass), 1531 nucleotides. RefSeq names its product death associated protein 3 (gene dap3). The record is from RefSeq and is a predicted model, not a curated record. Lineage: Eukaryota; Metazoa; Chordata; Actinopteri; Moronidae. Gene Ontology annotation, biological process: apoptotic process. The transcript has 13 exons. Gene Ontology annotation, molecular function: structural constituent of ribosome. Bases 200 to 1387 code for a protein of 395 amino acids. Gene Ontology annotation, cellular component: mitochondrial small ribosomal subunit; mitochondrial ribosome.